Messenger RNA from Conger conger (European conger), 2913 nucleotides. RefSeq names its product stromal interaction molecule 1-like. The coding region runs from base 690 to 2846 and encodes 718 amino acids. Gene Ontology annotation, molecular function: protein binding; calcium channel regulator activity; calcium ion binding. Gene Ontology annotation, biological process: activation of store-operated calcium channel activity; intracellular calcium ion homeostasis; store-operated calcium entry. The record is from RefSeq and is a predicted model, not a curated record. Lineage: Eukaryota; Metazoa; Chordata; Actinopteri; Anguilliformes; Congridae. Gene Ontology annotation, cellular component: plasma membrane; endoplasmic reticulum. The transcript has 14 exons.
UCUUAGUGACGUAAAACAUACAUUUAAAAAAAAACAGCGCGCGCUACAGCGUUGAUCCGAAAGAUGGCCUACUUGAGCUUCUUACGAGGCUUGUAAAGGGCAAGAAAGACUCGGGAAACAAUAGGCCGGCCUCCAUUCCAGUAGACGGCGCAGCGAGGAAAGACUGUAGCGACGGACUGGCACAGCCAGCGAGCCGAGGUCCGAGUCUGCACCGGCGGCAGAGCCUCUACUGGAGCGGUGGAAGACGAAUCGCGAAGAUUAUCCGUAUAAAACACACAUUUCCUGGCAGCGACGCGUUAGUGAAAGUCUGAACGCGGGCGAGUGUACUGAUAUCAAGCGGAGUCAAUUGGACUCUGCCUGGGCAUUCAGAUAUACUAUUCGUUGGAUUUCAUGCGCAGAACUGAGGAAUUGGACGGGUGCCUCGCUAUCGAUGUGAUAUGAUUCAGUUGCUGAUGGGAUGUAUUGUUGAAGUAAGGCGAGUGGCCCUUGUCAUCCAGCGCAUUGGUGUGGGCGCGUGAAGACAGCGUGGUCAGUAGUCUCCGCAUCCCGCACGAUAUUUGAUUUCUGAUGGGACACAGACGGGACUCUGUCCGGGGAGCCAGGCCGAACUAAAGACCCGCUUUUCGUCGCGAUUUAAGCGAUCAGGGAACCAGAAGCGCACCAAAUGCAAAACAGCCUGAGAGUUCUCCAUGGAUUUCAUCAAACUGACGACCCUGUGGAUUGUAUGCCUGUGCCUGGCGGGGGAGUGUCAAGCGGACAAGCCGGGCCAAGUUCACUCUCAGCCGCCGCACGUCGAUGACGCGCCGUCAGAGCUGUGUCGUAUUGAGGAGGUUCUGUGUCAGGAUGAGAACACGGUCCUGAGCUUCGAGGCGAUCCGCAGCAUCCACAAGCAGAUGGACGACGACGCCAACGGCAACGUGGACGUGUCCGAAACAGACGGGUUCCUGGAGGACCUGAAAUACCACGACCCCAGGGCCAAACACAACAGCUUCCACGGGGCCGACCUGCUCAUCAGCGUGGAGGACAUGUGGAACGCCUGGAGGACAUCUGAGGUGUUUAACUGGACGGUGGAGGAGGUGGUGGAUUGGCUCACAGGCUGUGUGUGUGUGUGUGUGUGUGUGUGUGUGUCAGUGUUUAACUGGACGGUGGAGGAGGUGGUGGAUUGGCUCACAGGCUAUGUGGAGCUGCCGCAGUAUGAGGAGGGCAUCAAGAAACUCAGCCUCAACGGGAGCGCUAUGCCCAGGCUGGCUGUGAAGAACAACACCCUCACCAUGUCCCUCCUAAAGAUCGUGGACCGGAGCCACGCCCAGAAGCUGAUGCUCAAGGCCAUGGACACGGUCCUGUUCGGACCCCCUCUCAUGAACAGGCACAGCCACCUGAAGGACUUCCUGCUGGUGGUUUCCAUAGUGAUCGGGGUUGGCGGCUGCUGGUUCGCCUUCAUGCAGAACCGCCACUCCAAGGACCACAUGGGCAAGAUGAUGAAGGACCUGGAGUGCCUGCAGAGGGCAGAGCAGAGCCUGCACGACAUGCAACAGAAGCUGCAGCAGGCCCAGGAGGAGCACCGCUCGGUGGAGGUGGAGAAGGUGACUCUGGAGCAGCAGCUGAGGGACGAGAUCAACGCCUCCAAGCAGGAGGCGCAGCGCCUCCGUGAGCUGCGGGAGGGCACGGCGAACGAGCUGAGCCGCCAGAAAUACGCCGAGGAGGAGCUGGAGCAGGUGCGCAUGGCUCUGAGGAAGGCGGAGAAGGAGCUGGAGUCUCGCAGUAUCUGGUCACCCCCAGAGUCCCUGCAGAAGUGGCUGCAGCUCACGCACGAGGUGGAGGUGCAGUACUACAACGUCAAGAAGCAGAGCGCAGAGCGCCAACUGCAGCUGGCCAAGGAGGGGGCAGAGAAGAUAAAGAAGAAAAGGAACACUCUGUUUGGGACCUUCCACGUGGCUCACAGCUCCUCACUGGAUGAUGUGGAUCAUAAAAUCCUGACGGCCAAGCAGGCCCUGGGGGAGGUGACGGCGGCCCUGCGGGAGAAGCUGCACCGCUGGCAGCAGAUGGAGGCUCUGACGGGCUUCACGCUGGUCAGUAACCCCGGCCUGCCCUCGCUGGCCUCGGCGCUGGACCUGGACCCCAGCUUCAUGGGGGCCCGCGCGCUGCCCCAGCACCUCAUCUUCUCCGACGACAUGGACGACAUGGACGAGGACAUCAUGUCCCCCGGGACUCUGCAGUACGCGGCCUGGCAGAUGGACCGGCGAGUCAGCGACCUGUGGCCCAUGGCCUCCGAAAGUCUGUCGCCGUGGAAACAGUCCGCCCCCAGUCUGAUGUCUCUGCGGCAGCGUCACCUGGACCCCCCGCUCUCGGGCGGGGUCUCUCAGAGGGACCUGAACCGCUCGGACUCUGACUCCUCCCUCUCCCUCUCGCACUCGGCCGAUCAGCUCCGCCUCUCCGCCUCCUUCGGCCCCCGGGGCCACGGCCCCGCGCCCAAGCCCGCCUCCCUCCUGCUCGGCCACGCCCCCAACGGCGGGAGCCGCCUCCCGCGCGAGGCCGGGGCCGACAGCCCCCUGAUGAUGAAGAAGGUCUUCGGCAUCGAGAAGUCGGCCAGCCUGGGGGAGAUCAACACCGGCCUGGCGGGCCUCUGCCAAUCGGAGUCCUCCCGCUCCCUAAGCCCCUCCUCCACCGACGCAGACACGCCCUCGCCCAUGGGCCCCGUCGCCCGCGGCAACGGCAGCCGCAUCCCCCACUUCUCGGCCAAGAAGAGCCCCCUGGAGGAGGACAGCGGAUCGACGGGCGACGACACGGACUCUAUCGCCUCCCGCAGGAAGCACACCUUCAAGAUCUUCAAGAAGCAGAGGAAGUGAAGCCGCACGCACUUAAACACACACCCACACACUCACAGACACACACUCACAGACACACACACACACA